Penicillium digitatum Pd1 is the source of this 711-nucleotide messenger RNA. Its product is annotated as chitin deacetylase. Gene Ontology annotation, molecular function: hydrolase activity, acting on carbon-nitrogen (but not peptide) bonds. Gene Ontology annotation, biological process: carbohydrate metabolic process. NCBI's taxonomy places the organism in Eukaryota, Fungi, Ascomycota, Eurotiomycetes, Eurotiales, Aspergillaceae. The record is from RefSeq and is a predicted model, not a curated record.
AUGUCCAACGCCAACACCACUACCAAGACUACCAACAACGCCCAGCUCUACACCUCCAAGUUACCCGUCGGGGCCAUCAUCACCCACUGUACCACUCCAGGCACAAUCGCGCUCACUUUCGACGAUGGUCCGUACAUCUACACCCCCCAGAUACUAGAUAUCCUCGCCGAACACGGCGUAAGAGCAACCUUCUUCCUCAACGGCCAUAACAGAGGACACAUUGAUACCUCUACCGAGAUAGUGCAGCGCACAUUGAUGGAAGGGCAUCAGCUCGGGUCUCACACAUGGAGGCACCUCUCCCUCGACACUCUACCAUACGAAGAAAUCAUACAACAGAUGAUAAUCCUCGAAGAAGCCUUCAUGCGCAUUUUAGGCUUCUUUCCAACCUACAUGCGUCCCCCGUUCCUCAGACAUACGCCCGUCGUCCUUGGCGUCAUGGCUGAUCUGGGAUACCAUGUCAUCGGGGCUAGUGUUGAUACAAAGGACUAUGAGAACGAUAAUCCUGAGACAAACUGGGUCAGUUUCGAGAAGUUCAAGAGGGAGGUUGAUGCUGGUGGGACGAUUGUGUUGGCGCAUGAUGCACAUCAGUAUACGGUCGAGAUUUUGGUAGAAAAUAUGCUCGCUGAUAUUGAGAGGAGGGGAUUGAGUGCUGUUACUGUUGGCGAGUGUCUUGGUGAUCCGUCUGAGCACUGGUAUCGUGCUGAAAGGUAG